AUGAAUAAUUUCCCGUUUUUCGGGAUUCCAGAUCUCCUUAAAUGGAAAAUUCUAGUAUUUCUGGCACUGCCUGCAGUUUUUAUAUUUCUAUUUGCUAUUAUUUGUUUAGUGAUCCAAAAAUGUAAAAAAUAUAGAGGCUUGGUGGGAGUUUCGGGGGAAAUCAGCGAUCUUGAUGAGACAGAAACAGAAGUUCUAGUCAUUGAUGGCCAUUUUUUGGAAUUUUUUGAGACAAGGGAAAAUUCUGAUUUAACAAGAAAUGCGAUUGUGAAACAGGAUGAUGAGCAGGUUGCAGCAAUUUUGGAGAAAACCAAAACUACACUUAUCCAGCAAGAAAUUCUAGGAAGCAUUGGUUCACACCCUAAUGUUUCAUCGUUUUUAAACUUUGCUAAUGUUAUAGACUCACCAGUUUGGGAAUACAUUGAAGGCAGACCUCUGAGAAGUUUUUUGAAGAAGCACAAAAAUCAAUUUUCCAACCAAAUCGUAUAUUCAGAAAUAGACUCAAAUGGUUAUAUGUUACCAAAUAACAAAAUGCAGAAGACAGAUGAAUUGGAAAAACUUGGAGUUUUCAAACCGAUUUUAUGUACUUUGGAUCUAAUUUCGUUCGCUUAUCAAAUAGCAAAUGGAAUGAAAUAUUUGGCUGGGAGAAUGAUUGUUCACCAAAACUUGGCACUUCACAAUAUCUAUAUGACUGCAAACAAAACAAUCCGAUUAAGAGGAUUUGAUUUCGCCAGAGCUCGUAAUUAUAGAAUGUCCUCCGUGGUUCCUCCAUUGCUAUGGACAGCUCCUGAAACAUUUCGGGAUAAUGUGUCGAAUGAAAAAUCGGAUGUUUGGUCAUUUGCAAUUUGUCUGUUCGAGUUAUGGACUCUUGGGGACUUACCAGAGGAAAUGGAUCCUGCUUUUAUGUUUUCGAAUUUUCAGGGAAAAUUCCCCGAGCCGGAAUUCUGUCCUCCGAGAAUAUAUAAAAUUAUGGAAAACUGCUGGAACAUUACGCCCAGCAGCCGGCCAAAUUUUUCGGAUUACAAAAAUGUUUUCUCUGAAAUUUUGGACAGUUUUGAUCCUGAGAUUCUCAAAAACCUUACCCACAUGAUGAAGGAAGAAUUGAAAACUCGAACCAACAUAUCAAACGCAUUUGUUGAAAGAAUUAUUCGUAACUAUUGA
Molecule: messenger RNA, 1158 nt
Organism: Caenorhabditis briggsae
Lineage: Eukaryota; Metazoa; Nematoda; Chromadorea; Rhabditida; Rhabditidae
Exons: 8
Coding region: 1-1158 (385 amino acids)
Biological process (GO): protein phosphorylation; positive regulation of kinase activity; cell surface receptor protein tyrosine kinase signaling pathway
Cellular component (GO): signaling receptor complex
Molecular function (GO): transmembrane receptor protein tyrosine kinase activity; ATP binding
Source: RefSeq, a predicted model, not a curated record